AUGAACCCAUGGAAGGCCUUGGUCUACUUCUCAUCUCUUCCUGCGGCACUGGGACAGAACGGCGGGACUGACUUCUCAACAUGGUUCAACAUCACCGAGUUCCCCAACCCCCAGGUCGCCAACGUCGCACGCCUUCAGGCGGAGGCCCAAGAGCUUGCCCAGGGAAGGCUCUGGUAUGACUAUGUCCAUCGAUGCAUCAACUCCCAGAAAUACCCGACGAUUUCCAACAACGUCCAGACUCCUGGCUGGGUGACCCCUGCUCGGGCUUUCGACUCCCUCUUCUUUGUUGGCUACUCAUUCGUGUCAUCUUGGGCUAUCGGCACAGGUGACGGAAUCAUCUUGAUUGAUGCGCUCAACAACGCUGAAGAAGCCGAGAAGGUCAUUAUCCCGGGACUGAAGGCCUUUGGAUAUACUGCUCGUGACAUCAAGGCCUUGGCCAUCACCCAUGAGCAUUUCGACCACUACGGCGGAGCUGCUUGGUUCCAGGAUACGUUUAAUACCCCUAUCUACGCCUCCAGUGCGGCAUGGGCUGGUAUGAAGAAACUUCAAGGCACCCCGAGCAUUGACAAGACUCUUGACGAGGGUGACGUCUUGGAGAUCGGCAACACCACGGUGCGCGUCUUUUCGACUCCAGGUCACACACCGGGCACCAUCUCUCUGAUAUUCCCCGUUUAUGACCGUGGCGAAAAGCAUGUUGCAGGACUGUACGGCGGCGGAGGCAUUCCCAGCAAGGCGGAGGACAAGACCACCCAGGUCCAGUCAUUUCUGAGGUUCAGUCGCCUGGCUAAGGAUGCGGGGGUGGAUGUCCUGUUGAGCAACCACUAG
This is a messenger RNA of Fusarium vanettenii 77-13-4, 825 nucleotides long. RefSeq lists its product as uncharacterized. The transcript has a single exon. Lineage: Eukaryota; Fungi; Ascomycota; Sordariomycetes; Hypocreales; Nectriaceae. The record is from RefSeq and is a predicted model, not a curated record. The coding region runs from base 1 to 825 and encodes 274 amino acids.